UUUGCUCAAAAAAAAAAAAAAGUCGUGUCACAUAUUAGAUACGGAAAAGGGUUCGAGUUCAACUCCAAAGCGCAUCUCAUCAUCGUUUUCAUCUCUCUCUCUGAGGCUUUGGGUUUUACUGUUUCCUCUAAGAUCAGAGCUCUCAUUUUCUGUUUAUGCUUAUUAACUCGCAGUAACAUUCGCCUUUGAAAGUUUUUGCGUUCUUCUGCUCUAUUCCAUAAUUGUAUACUAUGGAGCAAGAAGACGGCAACAAUGGUGCUGAGAAUCCUCCACAAGAGUCUUCUAAUCCUCAAACAUCAGGGAAAGAUGAUAGCAACAAGGUUACAAAUGCUCCCGAAGGGUCUAUUAAACCAGAGUCGAGUGACAAGAAAACUCCAAAACAACUGAAGGCGAAGUCUAAAAUCGGUAAGAAAUCCAAGGCUGGCAAGCUGAAGACUGUGAAUAAAGGCUCUCAACAGAUUGGAGGGAAAACAAAGAAAAAAAACGUAGUUGGAAACAUUGAUGAACUGUCUAAAGAGAAGAGUGAGAAUGCUGAAAAUAACAAAGGAAAGGAAAUUCAAAAUGGGAACUCUAAUGGCAAAAGUCCUAUUGGACAGAGUGAGAAGGCUGAAAAUAGUAAAGAGAAGAAAAUUCAAAAAGAGAGCACUAGCGGCAAAAGUCCUAUCAGAAAGAGCGAGAAGGAUGAAAAUGAUAAAGAAAAGGAAAUUCAAGGGAGCACUAGUCGUAGUGCAAGGAGACGCUGGGUUAGAAGAAACAGGAUGGUAAAUUUGGAUAAGACUGAACAAAAGCCUGAUCAGACUGAACAAAAGCCUGAUAAGACUGAACAAAAGCUGAAGAAUGAAGAGAAUCAUCGAGAGUUAGACAAGGGUGAGAGGAGUAGGAGAAACAAAACAAAACGCAGUGGCAAUGAAAAACCUGAAUCCAGUGAGAAAAAUAGAGAAAAAGUUGGUGGUUUCAUCUUCAUGUGCAAUGCAAAGACAAAACCUGACUGUUUCCGCUAUCGUGUCAUGGCUCUUCCAGUUGGUAAGAAAGAGGUCGUUUUAGGCAUAAAGCCUGGGACUAAGCUUUUUCUUUAUGACUUUGAUCUGAAGCUGUUGUAUGGGAUUUACAAAGCAUCGUCUUCUGGUGGUAUGAAACUCGAGCCCCGAGCUUUCGGCGGUAACUUUCCCGCUCAGGUACGGUUCAGUGUUGCUUCUGAUUGUAUCCCACUGCCCGAGAGCAUUUUCAAGAAUGCCAUCAAAGAAAACUAUAAUGACAAGAACAAGUUCAAAACUGAACUUACUGUUAGACAAGUUAGGAGGCUCACGGCACUUUUCCGACCAGUGGAUAUUCAUUCAGCUGUGAAGCCUGUCCGCUCCGCUCCAAAAGCAAAAACUCGAGACAGGGAGACUCGUGAUGGUGGUAGGGGAUCCCGAUCCCAUUUGCAUAGGGAAAUACCUAAUGUGCUGUCUCAUGAAAGGGGUCGUCGGAGUGAACAGCGAGAGGAAGCUCCUCGAGAUUUAUUUCUUACCGAAAAGAGUUAUCGUGCAUACGGUCUCCUAGGUGUUUCUCAAGCAAAUCCUAUACCCGAUCCUUACGAGAGGGAGCAUGAAAGAGAGCGCCACCAUAACUUGGACCACUCUAUUUACAGGAAAGACAAAAGGGAUUAUGAAAGAGAACGCCACCAUCACUUGGACCACCCUAUUUAUAGGACAGAUGAAAGGGAUUAUGAAAGAGAGCGGCAUCAACACUUGGAGGCCCCUAUUUACAGGAACGAUGCCCCUUCGCGUGGUGCUGAUCCUCUUCGUUUCAUCGAGGAUGAGCGUCAGACCUAUUAUCGGGAUGCUGCUUCUGAUCGUGUGGACGAUCCCUAUCAUCGCUAUCGCUAUGGAGCUUCUCCACGGGAUCCAUAUUUGCCAUCUGUGAGUAGAGAGGAAAGACCUUCAAGGUCUUAUUUGGUUGGGGGAAGAACUGAGAACUUACGAAGGGGAGAGACUACUGCAGAUGGUAGGCUUUAUUCAACCCAUUCUGCUGCUAAUGCUUUGUCUGAAUAUAACCGAAUGCAGCGUUACCAUGGAGCAGAGUUGGAGACUACAACUAUUCCAGUUUCAUCUCGUUACUCUUUCGCCGGUCCUUCAUAUUCAAUUCGCUAAAUCAAACAUGUUGUAGAUUAAAAAAUCCUUUUUGUAUUAUGUUCCUUGAGAUUAUCUUUAUUCUUCAAAUAACUGUAUUAUUCAUCCUGCAUACUUUUUCUUAGGUACCUUAAAAUUGGGAAAGCAUUUUUACUGUGUACUAGAUUUACUGUGAUGCUGACAAUUUUCCAUGCAGACACUACUAGCUUUAGAACUUUUCA
Medicago truncatula (barrel medic) is the source of this 2332-nucleotide messenger RNA. RefSeq lists its product as uncharacterized. The record is from RefSeq and is a predicted model, not a curated record. The transcript has 5 exons. Lineage: Eukaryota; Viridiplantae; Streptophyta; Magnoliopsida; Fabales; Fabaceae. Bases 231 to 2132 code for a protein of 633 amino acids.